Messenger RNA from Papaver somniferum (opium poppy), 641 nucleotides. RefSeq lists its product as uncharacterized. The record is from RefSeq and is a predicted model, not a curated record. The transcript is spliced from 3 exons. Bases 33 to 401 code for a protein of 122 amino acids. NCBI's taxonomy places the organism in Eukaryota, Viridiplantae, Streptophyta, Magnoliopsida, Ranunculales, Papaveraceae.
GUUGGUUUGUCUGAUUGAUUUUUCUAUUUGGUAUGAUCUUUGUAUGUUUCAGAGCCCCGUUAACUCUUCCUGAGCAUGAUGAAUUAUGCAAGCAACUACCUAAAAUCAGUGGAAAUUUUUUGGCAGCAUCUUUAGGUCAGAAAGCACGAUGGGAGAGAGAGAGACAAAAGAAAGAACAACUUCCAAAAAGGGAGCCAUCACGGGCACGCUCACAGGCAAGAAAAGCAUAUCUUCGAAGAGUUAAACAAGACAAAGCUAAACAAGACAAAGCUAAACAAGCCAAUGAUAUUCUCAUUCAGCAUGGCGUUAUUCCAAUGACUCUUCUUCAACCUGAGCAGUCAUACAGUAUUGAACUCUUCUUCGACCUGAUGAUCAGUCAUGUAGUAAUGAAGGAUGCGUAAGUUAAAAAAAAAUACAAUAGAACACUAUUUAGAGAAAUAAAAACAAUGCAGAUUACCUUUGUGGACAUCGCUAAUAGAAAUAUCAGUUUACUUGGGAAUGUAUCGACUCAAAGAUAAAGACGUGCCUGAUACAUAUAUUUUUGAUGCCUGGUUUGCUUUGCUAGUUGUUCGGUUUAUGCAUCUCAACUUGUAGUGUCAAAUAUGUUUUUAGCUUUUGUAUUGAAAUACAUUGCUUUUAUU